Exophiala dermatitidis NIH/UT8656 is the source of this 1686-nucleotide messenger RNA. RefSeq names its product asparagine synthase (glutamine-hydrolyzing). Lineage: Eukaryota; Fungi; Ascomycota; Eurotiomycetes; Chaetothyriales; Herpotrichiellaceae. The coding region runs from base 1 to 1686 and encodes 561 amino acids. The transcript has a single exon. Gene Ontology annotation, molecular function: asparagine synthase (glutamine-hydrolyzing) activity. The record is from RefSeq and is a predicted model, not a curated record.
AUGUGCGGCAUCUUCUUUUCCAUCGCAAGAGAUGGCCCGUCUUUCCCGGACUCCGAGACUGUAGUCGCCUUGCAAGCACGAGGGCCCGACAGUUAUCGAGCCUCAAAUGCCAAUGUGCCGUCACAUUCCUCCCCGACAUUCUAUUUGACAUUUGUCUCUUCAGUCUUAGCACUGCGCGGGGAUGUCAUACAGCAACAGCCUCUGCAUGACCAGUCCACUGGGUCCAUGCUCUGCUGGAACGGCGAAGCCUGGAGAAUAGAUGGAGACAUCGUGCAAGGAAAUGAUUCUGCGCGAGUGUUCGAUCUCCUACUGAGUGCCUCUCAGUGCGCCGAAGGACUUGUUGAUCAACGGAUCUGCGACGCUCUUGCACGCAUUUCAGGGCCGUUCGCCUUCGUUUUCUACCAUGCUCCUACGUCUACUGUCUAUUUUGGCCGGGACAGACUAGGCCGUCGCUCUUUACUUGUCGAUCGGUCUACUGAUCAAUCGCUGACCCUGUCUAGUAUUGGCCUGUUCAACCAGCCAACGCCGCUGGUUGAAGUCGGUCCCGAAACUAUUCACUACGCUACCAUUGGCGACGAGACUAUCAAGUUCGGCGAGAUACCUUGGGGAAAUGCGUCGCCUGCCAUCAACAAAUACAUGCCUUCUCAAGUGCCAGAUCCGAUGCCUUCUGCUAACAGCGUGGAUCGAUUUCUGAACCAGCUCAAAGCGGCAUUGGAGGUUAGGGUUGUUGAUAUCCCCGACCAUUCACACUCGCAAGUGCUUCCACAUGACGCGAAAGUGGCAAUACUGUUCUCAGGUGGGCUGGAUUGCACCCUUCUGGCACGGCUGGCACAUGAUAUCUUGCCGACCAACGAGCCGAUUGACCUGUUAAACGUGGCUUUCGAGAAUCCACGCUCUAUUGCCGCAAAGGCCGGCCAAAUCGAGUCACCAUACGAACUUUGUCCGGAUCGGCUGACAGGCCGCUCCAGCUUCACCGAAUUGUGUCAGGUUUGUCCAGGCAGGAAAUGGAGAUUUGUGGCUGUUGAUAUCCCUUACUCGGAAGCGCUCGCUCACCGACCGACCAUAAUAAAGUUGAUGAGCCCGCACAACACCGAAAUGGAUUUGUCUAUCGCAAUGGCACUCUAUUUCGCCGCCCGCGGUCGGGGUACAUCAUCAGACGAGCAGUCUUCGAAUGCUUCCGUCACAGUAUAUACCUCAACAGCCCGGGUGCUCCUCUCGGGGUUGGGCGCGGAUGAAUUGUAUGGUGGAUACUCGCGGCACUCCGCCGCUUUCGCUCGUGGAGGCUAUCCUGCCCUGGCGGAUGAGCUCGAGAUGGAUUUUAAUCGCAUCGGCUCUCGCAACCUGGGUCGCGACGAUCGGGUUAUGAGCCAUUGGGGCAAAGAAGUGAGAUACCCGUACUUGGAUGAAGACUUUGUUCGUUUCUCGUUGAGCCUUCCAGUCUGGGAAAAGACAGGUUUCAGACCUGGCAAGAACAUCCCGAAGCAUUAUGAAGACUCUUUAUUUGCAGGUACGGAAGAGUCUCUGGAACCGGCCAAAAUGUUGUUGAGACUUGCUAUGUGGCAGAAAGGCAUGAGAAGGACGGCUACAGAGAGGAAGAGGGCCAUCCAAUUCGGCGCCCGAACCGCCAAAAUGCAUGUUGGGAAAGGGAGAACCAAGGGGACGGACAUUCUGGUUGCGGAAUGCUAA